UCCCGGACCGGGGCACGAAGCCGUGUCCCCUGCAUCGGCAGGCAGGCUCUCAACCACUGCUCCACCAGGGAAGCACGUACACGGGCCUCUCACUCUUGUGGCCUCUCCCAUUGUGGAGCACAGGCUCCGGACACGCACCUCAGCGGCCAUGGUUCACAGGCCUAGCCGCUCCGCGGCAUGUGGGAUCUUCCCGGACCGGGGCACGAAGCCGUGUCCCCUGCAUCGGCAGGCAGCCUCUCAACCACUCCACCACCAGGGAAGCCCGCACGUGUAGUUUGUGCAGCCAUCACUACAAUCAGAAUACAGAAUAAUGUCACCCCGCAGAAUUCCCUGAUGAACUCUUAGUUGCAGCAUGCAUGUGAGACCUAGUUCCCUGACCAGGGAUCGAACCUGGGCCCCCUGCAUUGGGAGAAUGGAGUCUUAACCACUGCACCAGCAGGGAAGUUCCAGUUAUGUGUUAUUUUAUUCAUUGGCAGGUUCGUCUCGGCACCAGACAUAAGGCGGUUCAACAUAAUACGCUGGCCCUAAACAGCUCCAGAUGCCAAGAAUUGGCAAAUCACUACUUUGGUUUCAGUGGGUGGUCAAAAAGGAUCAUCAGGCUUCAGGAUCUUUCUAACCUUGAAGAAAGGGAAAAUGAAGCUAUUGUGACACCAAUUCAGAAGCAAAGCCUGAAGUUCUUCUGUGCUUUAGAGGUGGUGUUGCCCUCCCAUAAGUGCAGGAGAACUGAAGUUGUCAUGGCUGAGGAACCUUUGGAUAAGUUGGAGGAAGGGUCAUUAUCAUUCCUUAUGGAAAGGAAGGUAACCCAGAAGCUUGCUGUUCAGAAGGCUAUGACAGAUGCAUUCCAGAAACUGCUGAUUGUGGCUUUAGAAAGUGGUAAAAUAGCUGUGGCCUGUAGACCCUGUGAAGAGGUCACAGAUGCUAGAACCGAAGAGGAACUACAGGAUUUAAUUCAAGUCAGCUACUUUUCUUGUCAGCCCUGUAGCCAAAGGGAGGAAGAAUGUCUCUCAGACUUCAGCUUCGAGGAGGAAGAGUUCAGAUUGCCAGAACUGGACUAGCACUUUGGAAUUUCCCAGAAUGCCACAUCCUGUGGUUUCCUCGGGAAGCUCUGCAUCCUUCCCAACUCCCCUCCACCCCUGGGCUGCUGGAGUUUGGGGCCACUGGGGUCUGCAGCCCAAAUCCCGCCUCAUUGUUUGGGGCCUGGGAGGGCAGGGCGGGGUUGGGAAGGGGGCCCGGCAGGAGGUAAUUGUCACCUUUGCAAGGGGAAGGGUGGCUUGUGCCCUGGGGACUCUGGGAAAAAGGCUCACUCUGGUGGAUCUCCACAGGAGCCUAAUAAAGGUGGAGUAACUACAGAUGUCGUAAAUAACGGGUGGGACAUUAGGUGGGGGAGGGACACGCGGUUGCUAACGGUUGCUAACGGUGAGCCCUCGCGUUGCAGCGCUGGCAUAACGGUUCAGUUCGUCUCUGAAGGAGGAUGUGGCUCUGGCUCCUCACUGGCCUGGGUCGCUGUGCCUGAGAGCGGCCGCAUGUUAUGUCCUGGCUGUGCCUCUGUGUCCCUGCUGCGCCCCACGGCUCCUCCUCACAUGGCAACGACUGUGGCUUCUAGUCCAGGCAGUUCAGCCUCUGGAGUGGGCCCUGGGCCCCGUCCAGGUGACCCCCUACACCCCGCGGCUCACCGAGACUUGGUCUUCAUACGCCUGAGACAGCCCUCCCAAAUUGCCCCAUGCUCUUACACCCCUGGCAGAAGCCGGGGGCUUUAAUUACUUGACGUCCUCGUCUCCAGUCCAGAUGUUGGCCCCACCUCAUCAGGAGUUGACCGAGACUGAGGCUCCAUACCCGGACACGGAUUCCGUUGGAGAGCUCCCUACAGGGCCAGAUCAGUUUGCUGUUCCACAUCAGUAUCUGAAUAACGAGCAAAUCCAACAUUAAAAGCUCCCAGAGGCGGUUCCAGUGCUAGAGUGGGAUCAGAAUCAGCCCUUGGUUCUGCCUCCUCGACACAAAAGUAAGACUAAACACAUAGGUCUAGAUCAGGCUGAAGGUCACCAAUCAUUUGAAAUACUUGUUCCACCUCUAGGUAGUAAGAGCUCAAAACCAAUGAGCUUUAUUGUUUCACCCCCAAACCUGAAGAAAGAUCUAGUUCAGCAUCGACGGCUUGCCAAAGUUGUUGUUGGAACUAUAGGCCAAUUUGAAAAAAAAAACACUCAGGAUCUAGAACAACAGUUGCAGGGUGAUUAUUUACAUCCCAGCAAGGAUGCCUUUUAUCCUGAGGAGAGCAUACCUAGGGAUUUUCUGGGGAGCCCAGAUGAACCUCCAGAGCACCCUGAGGAAGCUGAAAUUUCUGCAUCCCAGCAGGAGGCCCAAACUCGUCA
Molecule: messenger RNA, 2366 nt
Organism: Mesoplodon densirostris (Blainville's beaked whale)
Lineage: Eukaryota; Metazoa; Chordata; Mammalia; Artiodactyla; Ziphiidae
Product: RAD52 motif-containing protein 1-like
Exons: 9
Coding region: 453-1055 (200 amino acids)
Cellular component (GO): nucleolus
Source: RefSeq, a predicted model, not a curated record